Molecule: messenger RNA, 646 nt
Organism: Arabidopsis arenosa
Lineage: Eukaryota; Viridiplantae; Streptophyta; Magnoliopsida; Brassicales; Brassicaceae
Source: the annotation of a GenBank genome assembly
GUUUCCCCGUCCCCUGUUCUCACCAAACUCACAAGGUCUCUCUCUCUUUCUUUCUCUCUCUAACACAUGAGAGAACAAAAUCAUCAGCUCACAAUCUCAGCCGUUGAUUAUAUCGCCACCGUCGUAGUAGAAGAUGGAGAACACUCAAGAUUUCUCGCCGCCCCACAUGGAUGCUUCUCGGCCGUCACUAGGAUUCCCUCUUGGCACAGCUCUGCUUCUUAUUAUCAUUUUCAGCCUCUCCGGAAUAUUCUCUUGUUGUUACCAUUGGGACAAACAUCGUUCUCUCCGCCGCUCUUUGGCCAAUGGUCGUCCCUCCUCCGCCUCCGCCGACAUCGAGUCUAAUCCUUACAAACCUAAACCUCCUUUUCCGGACAUGAAGAAACCUCAGAAUCUGAGCGUGCCGGUAUUAAUGCCUGGAGAUAAUACACCCAAAUUCAUAGCAUUGCCGUGUCCGUGUGCGCCACCUCGACCGGAAAAACCCACCGUAGAUGUCCAAACUCCGCCGCAAUCGCCACCUGUCAAGCCACCGCGUUUUCCUGUUCCUUUGUAUUAGAUUUAAUUAGCUAUAAGAUAACAAAAAAGGCGGAAAAAAUGUCGAAAUAUCUCGUUUUUAUGUACAUAUGGAUCAUAAAUUUUACAAUUUAAU